GAUAAUACGUUCGGGUCCAUCAUAGGCCCGGUAAAAUCGGGGACGGGCUAAAAUUGCAGGAUGCGUGCGCGUAUGUGAUGCGUGAGCGUGCGUGUACCCACGGGGCGGUGCGUCGCACGAUUCGUGGGCGUUUUUUUUAGGAUUUGAAAAGAGUCAAAUGGUGGGGAACGGAGCCGUAUUACCCCAGUGUUUCGAAGCAGCGCGUAAUCAAAGCGUUUAGACACAGUUGCGUUCACACGUAGGACGACGCAACGUCCUACUGUUUCCUUCUUAUCUAUUGCAUGUCGAUCUACCUCACAAGAAUAGUCUUCCACUGUACAAAUAAAUGCUUUAUUGUUAUUGUUAUUAUUCUACAGAUUGAUACGUUCGUAGCGAAGAAUGGUGAGUUACUAUCAAGUGAAACAAAUGACAAAUUCGACGACUAUGUCGGUCAACAACGAGAUAUCAACCGUGGAGCCACUAAAUCCGGUGAAAAGUCUCGUAUGUAGUCCGGAUUUGAGCGUGUUCACACCAGCGUGCAGUGGCGAGACUCUAUCGGCAAACGUCGAAGAGAAGACGUACCAGUGUUUGCUGUGUCAAAAGGUCUUUGAUCAGAAGAGUUUGUAUCAGAGCCACCUCCGUUCGCACGGUAAAGAAGGCGAAGAUCCUUACCGAUGCAAUAUUUGCGGGAAAACUUUUGCGGUACCUGCGCGAUUGACUAGACAUUAUCGUACGCAUACUGGUGAAAAACCGUACCAAUGCGAAUAUUGUAGUAAAUCGUUUUCCGUAAAAGAGAAUUUAAGCGUGCAUCGUCGUAUACAUACGAAAGAACGGCCUUAUAAGUGUGAUGUGUGCGACCGUGCAUUUGAACAUAGUGGUAAGCUGCAUCGACAUAUGCGAAUUCAUACCGGAGAACGGCCACACAAGUGUACAGUCUGCUUGAAAACGUUUAUUCAAAGCGGACAGUUGGUAAUACACAUGCGCACGCAUACCGGGGAAAAACCAUAUGUUUGCAAGUCCUGUGGCAAGGGAUUUACAUGCUCUAAGCAACUGAAGGUACACACCCGCACGCACACAGGGGAGAAACCUUACACUUGCGACAUCUGUGGUAAAUCCUUCGGUUACAACCAUGUCCUCAAAUUGCAUCAGGUUGCCCACUAUGGUGAAAAAGUUUAUAAGUGCACACUAUGUCAUGAGACGUUUGGUUCAAAGAAGACAAUGGAGUUACACAUUAAAACUCAUUCGGACUCGUCGGUCAUUGGUUCUCCUCGGGACUCACCAAUUGAGCCAGAGAUUGAGAUCUCGCAGGCAAAUAGCGUAGGCACUGCUAGUGACAAGGAGAACCGCAAGACUGAAGAACCAAUUGACGAUGCUGCUGUUUACGACGACACUCCACGAGAUUUUCCUUAUUACAUGUAUUCUAGAGAGCAGUAUUCACAACCGCUUCUGAUGCCUAGCGAAGACAGAGCUUUUCAAACGACAUCUGUAGUCCCUGUUGAACAGUCUCACUUGUUUCUGUAUCCUGAGGUUUCUCCAACAUACACUGGUCUUGGAAUUCAAAGCAACGAAUUUGUCAGUGACUGCUCGUCUCUUCUCAAUUUACCAGGGAACGACGCUCGUAGAAGAGUAGAGGCUGCGCUAGAAGCAGUCGAAGAAGAAAGACAGAGGGAGUAUGGCAUCAGGAUCGAAAGAGAACCAAUUUUAACUCCUCCAAGUAGCAAUCCCGUAAGUCCUGUUCCUUCGCCGGAUCCUCUCGAUUUGGCAAUUCCAGUACGAGAAACGUUAAUUCUCCCUCCAAGAAAACGGUGUAAAAUGAUCCUGGAGUCAAUGGAAAGUGAGAGAAAUGGUCUCAUUGCCUCUCAAAGACAGAACUCUGUUAUCCAAUUUGCAAAAGCAUCAUAGUGCAAGAUGUGGAAGAAAUUGAUGAUGAACCAGUGAUAACUUCAUAGACGGUGAGACAUAAUCUAAGUUUUGUGAGGAGGUAUAAAGAACUAGAUACUAGAGGUGUGCGGUUAUGCCUAUGUUCCGGAACGGGACAAGCCUCUUGAUACAUGAAAUCGGGCGGCUUCUUGAUACACUCGUUUUGCUCGAAUUCCGGAAUGUUUCGGGAUAAGCAUGAACUGGCAGUAUUGCUUUGGAUCGGUUCGACAGAAGAUCGACUCAAAAGCCCGAUAGAUCCAGCUAUGUAUUAAGAGGAGAUUUACAAACAUGUUGUUUAUAUGCUAAUUUAAAACUAUAAAGCAUUUAGUUUCUUCAUAUAGAGUUUGUAGCAAACAGCGUGCUUUUAGUCGUUUAUACUUGUUUUAUUUUAACCUUAUACUUUAUUUUUUAUGUAAAGUCAUUCAAAUAUUUUGUAAUUAACUUAAAAUCAUUAUUAAAGUAAAAAGAAUCUUUCUUCCAAAUUUUCCAAAUAUAGUAUUUAUUCAUUUAAGAUUUAUCAACACCGUUUCUUUCCAUUUCCUUUUAAUACGUAGUUGGAUCUGUCGGGCUCUCAAACCAAUCCCGUCCGACUUUUGCCUAGCCGAUCAAAAAAGAUACUGCCUGUUCAUGCUUAUCCUGAAACAUUUCGUAACCCGAGCAAAACUGGUGUAAGUGAGCCCGCUCGAAAUUUUUUUUUUGUUGGUCCGUUCUAAAGUUCGAAACGUGUUCGAGACGCAUCUGUCCGCACAUCUCCACGAGAUAUACAUUCAGAGUAGUAAUGGGCUGAAAAAAUUCAGAUAACUAAUGUUACAAAUUACUGAAGAACUUGUUGAGCUUUUAAUGGUCUUAACAAACUUUGAAUUUUGGAGUAUAACGAUUAAAAUAUGACUAAUAGAAAUAAUUUUAAUGCAAUGAUAAAAUAUUUCAAUACUGUUACAACAAAUUCAAAGAUUUUAAGACUUUUAAAUCUUACAUUAUAUUCAAAUAAGAUAGACAUUUAAGAGAAAGAUGAAAAAAUGCCCAUUGCUAACUGAUUAAAGAACUUUGUGCUGCGGGAAUGAUAGAGUUAUCUUGCAGUGGAAUUUCACUGCGGUAUUAUACGAUCUGAGUUAAUUGUUUUUAUACCGAGUAUUUUCUGAAUAUUUUGGGGUUUUCUUCAAACAUUCAAAUACUUUUUCAAAACGAAGUACAAAGAAAAAUUGAUGGAAAUAAUUUUUCUAAUAGAGUCGUAUUUAAUUUUUGCGACUGACAAGAAACAUUUAAUUAGUAAUCGAACUGACAAUAACUUUUCUUACAUUUUGAACUGUGAAAGUUUGAAGAAAGUCGAAAAUUAUGUUGGAAAAUAUACUUUACAAGCCUUAAAUAAACCAAUAGAAAAACGUCCAGUAAUUUUACCACUUGAAAAAGUAAUUCUGAAAACUUUGCAGUCUAAUAAGAGCAUGAUACAGUGGCCUCAUUACAUUCGCAGAUUCAACUGUUUCUGAGAACUGUUUACACGUGCCUCAGGGUAAACAUCGUAACACACUUAGAGCUCGCCAGCAGAUCAUCUGUUACUUAUAAACUGCCAAAGGAUAUAAAGGAAAUGCUAGCUCGUUUCGUACUAUCGCAAGCUAUUUGGAACAUUUUUGACAAGAAUAAUAUUAGAAAACGAUUCCCACUAAGAACUGCAUUAGUUAAACAUUAUGAAUCUAAAAUUGUAUAACUUACAAUGUUAAAUGAUUUUACUUUUAUUUUUAAAAACGCCGAAAUUUUGCGUUAUAAAAAAUGACAUCGUUCGUUCUACUUUCUUAAAUAUAAUAUGUGUAGCUGGCGUGCUCAGUGUAAUUUUUCGUAUUUCACGUUAUAUAAUAUAUAUUAUAGGUAUGUGUGUGUGCGUGUGCAUAUAUGUAUGUACAUCAUUGAAUUGUAACGAAUUAGUGUAAAAGUAAGGAAGAUCGUGCAGGUCACCGUGGCAGAACUAGCAUCAUCAUUAUAGAGGGCUUAGAACGAUCGUAAUCGGGAGAAUUUUUAAAUUUUAUUUUAACUUCUGUUGUUCAAAAAAAGAGUACAAAAAUAUUUGACACAAAGAAUAUAAAUAAUAUGAUUAACUUAUUAUAAUAUUUCUAAACGUCAACCAAUUCAAAUUCUGAACAAAUGUAUUCAAAUAAAUUAUUUAAUCUUUUA
This is a messenger RNA of Bombus pascuorum, 4062 nucleotides long. It is a transcript of the gene Kr-h1, whose product is annotated as zinc finger protein 180-like. The record is from RefSeq and is a predicted model, not a curated record. The coding region runs from base 379 to 1881 and encodes 500 amino acids. Gene Ontology annotation, molecular function: DNA-binding transcription factor activity, RNA polymerase II-specific; RNA polymerase II cis-regulatory region sequence-specific DNA binding. The transcript is spliced from 3 exons. Lineage: Eukaryota; Metazoa; Arthropoda; Insecta; Hymenoptera; Apidae. Gene Ontology annotation, biological process: regulation of DNA-templated transcription.